Molecule: messenger RNA, 1971 nt
Organism: Drosophila navojoa
Lineage: Eukaryota; Metazoa; Arthropoda; Insecta; Diptera; Drosophilidae
Product: putative isocitrate dehydrogenase [NAD] subunit alpha, mitochondrial
Biological process (GO): isocitrate metabolic process; tricarboxylic acid cycle
Cellular component (GO): mitochondrion
Molecular function (GO): magnesium ion binding; NAD binding; isocitrate dehydrogenase (NAD+) activity
Source: RefSeq, a predicted model, not a curated record
UUUUAUUUUUUUUUAAUUGAAAAAUUUCCUAUAAAAUUAUAUACAUAUUUUGGACAUGUUUCGUCAAUUGUUUGACUGCUCUAAAUUAUAUGGUGAGCGCCUGUUAGUCAGCAGCAAGUCGGGCCUGAGCUACUACGACCGUAGAUCAGCCGUGAUUGCAGCUAGGUCUAGUUAUUUCAAAAGACAUCUAGCCCUACUCACAUCCCAGAGUCGCUUCGAGGCCAACCCGAAUCGAAACUCGCGCCGAUGUGCUGCCAACGACAGCCAACUGCCUGCGCGACGGCCUCCGACUGCCCCCCGACGACUGCAGCGCGAGAGACGACUCCUGGCGAUUGCCCCAGUUGAGGUUCAGAGUCACAGUGUCUCCGAUCAAUACCCCGUUCAGACGCCGCUUGCGCUCUCCGAGGCGGCCAGCAGCCAGCCGAGCGAGCCUUGGGCACCCGAAGUGCUGCUCAGUGUGGCCAACCAGCCCGAGGUGCGCGAGCAAGGCGAACCACUGAGAGAUGAAGUGCUGUACGGCUUGGUGUCACAGGCGCAGGCAUCCAAGUCGGACACAUGCAACAAAAAGCCAGAAGGCAGCCGCGGCGCCGGCGGCGGUGCCAGCGGCGAUAGUGCUGCCAGUGGUGGUGCGGGUGCUGCUGGCGCGGGCGGUGGGAAAGCUGGGAGUGGCGAACGUGUUAUAACUCUGAUGCCCGGCGAUGGCAUCGGGCCGGAGAUAGCGGCGUCCGUGAUCGAGGUGCUCAAGGCAGCUGGAGCACCGUUGAAAUUCGAGGCGGUCGACGUGACGCCCACGCUCGAUAAGGACGGCAAGCAGUCGAUACCGCAAGAGGUGAUCGACAGCAUGCAGCGCACCAAGCUGGGCCUCAAGGGACCGCUGAUGACGCCCGUGGGCAAGGGCUUUCGUUCGCUGAAUCUAAUCCUGCGCGUGCUCUUCAACCUGUACGCGAAUGUACGGCCGUGCAAGUCGCUGGAUGGCGUCGAGACGGUCUACGGCAAGGUGGACGUGAUAACCAUACGCGAGAACACCGAGGGCGAGUACUCGGGCAUUGAGCAUCAGCUGGUGAAUGGCGUGGUCCAGAGCAUCAAGCUGAUAACGCGGCCCGCCUCGAUGCGUGUCGCCGACUACUGCUUCAAGUACGCCCUGGCCAUGAAGCGCAAGAAGAUCACCGCGGUGCACAAGCGCUCCAGCAUGCGCAUGUCGGACGGACUGUUCAUCCAUUGUGUGCGCGAGGUGUACGAGAAGUACAAGGAUCAGCUGGACAAGAAUGGCAUCAAGUACGAGGAGGCGGCGAUCAGUAAAGUCUGCCUCAAGAUCGUCGACGAUCCGACUCAGUUCGAUGUGCUGGUCAUGCCCAAUCUGUAUGGCGAUAUCAUGUCGGACACCUGCGCCGGCCUGAUCGGCGGCCUGGGGCUGACGCCCUCGGGCAACAUUGGCAUCAAUGGCGCCAUCUUUGAGGCUGUCCAUGGCACAGCGCCCACCAUCGCUGGCAAGGAUCUGGCCAAUCCGACCGCCCUGCUGCUGUCCGCCGUGAUGAUGCUGCGCUACAUUGACUUGGGCACCCACGCGGACAAGAUCGAGCGUGCGGUCAUCAAGACCAUCAAGGAGGACAAUGUGCGCACCAUCGAUCUGGGUGGCAAAGCGAAAUGCUCGGAGUACACCAAGGCCCUCAUCAAGAACAUCAAGUGAGCACUCGAUAUCGUUGAACUGACAAUGCCAGUGGUAGGCACUCCACACCAUAUCGAUCUGAAGACGGCACAUCUAGUAUAUAUCUGUAUUUUUCUAUGUCAACUAUUUUGCUACAGGUUGUCCUUGAAACACUUAUCGUUCUAGAGUCCCAAUUCAUGAAAUUCACACACAAUUUUCGCUCCUCGAAAUUUGAUUUGAUUUAUGAUCGCGACUAUUUCAUUAUGAGCUAAGCUGCCUUGCAAUGAAAUUGAUGUUUAAAUAAAAUGGAAAUUACGCAUAACUGA